Molecule: messenger RNA, 907 nt
Organism: Brassica rapa (field mustard)
Lineage: Eukaryota; Viridiplantae; Streptophyta; Magnoliopsida; Brassicales; Brassicaceae
Product: zinc finger CCCH domain-containing protein 15-like
Molecular function (GO): metal ion binding; mRNA binding
Source: RefSeq, a predicted model, not a curated record
AAUGGAAAACGAAAUCGCGCCGUUUACUUACAGCGGCAGCUCCGCCGGGAUGAUGAACUCUCACGGAGAAUCGUCCGGUGGCGUCGUUGCGCCUUCUCGCAGCCGCAGCGUUAUGCAGCAGCGCCGCCAAGAUAUGGUGAACCGAGAGGCCUUGUGUUACACGCGCCUGCACGAGGCGUCUCUCGAAGCGGAAGUGCUCCGUCUGGAGAACACAGAGCUCCGAUCGCUGAAUCUCCACCUCAAGAAAGAGCUCGACCAGCUCAUCCGAUCCUCUCUCCACUUAAGCUUGGGACUUGUGCUCAACAACUAACUACCACGCAAAAGGUAUAUGUGCGAGGAGGGAAGAAAGAAGAAGAGGAGGAGGAGGAGAUAGAAGUGGAGGUGUACAAUCAAGGGAUGACAAAGACUGAGCUCUGCAACAAGUGGCAAGAGACGGGGACAUGCCCAUAUGCUGACCACUGCCAGUUCGCUCACGGGAUUAAAGAACUCCGCCCGGUGAUCCGCCAUCCUCGUUACAAGACUGAGGUUUGCAGAAUGGUUCUUGCUGGUGAUGUCUGUUCUUAUGGCCACCGUUGCCACUUCCGCCACUCACUAUCUGACCAAGCGAAGCUUACGGCUGCUGGUUGCAAAUCCAACAACAAGUCCUCCUUCAAGCUGGUCAAAUGACCAAAGGUAAAUGACAAGAGAAGGUUUGAAUCGUAUACAUGUAACUGAACAGUAUAGAGAUAUUUUGAUAGCUAUUCAAAUAGCGUUAUUGGUAAAAAAGGCGAAUAAUGUGCAGCAAGUGGGUUGUUUGACAUUUUGUUUCUCGAUUAUUUCUGAGAUUUGCGAUCCGAGAGAAACAGUUUUCGGUUAGUCAGAUGAUUGUUUUGGUAAUACAUACUAGAAGAUUUUAGUCUGUUUGGUU